Molecule: messenger RNA, 679 nt
Organism: Apis mellifera (honey bee)
Lineage: Eukaryota; Metazoa; Arthropoda; Insecta; Hymenoptera; Apidae
Product: hydrocephalus-inducing protein homolog
Exons: 4
Coding region: 1-678 (225 amino acids)
Biological process (GO): cilium movement; axonemal central apparatus assembly
Cellular component (GO): axoneme
Source: RefSeq, a predicted model, not a curated record
AUGCGUCACCUCUUUAUUAACAGGGGUUGCAUCAUAUGCCCGACUUUGCACUUCGACAAGGAGAGCCUCGAUUUCGGGACGACGGCCCUCGGUUUCAGUACGAGGCAAGACGUGUAUUUGCACAACCUAGCCCUGAUACCGGUCGCGUUCACCUUAACCGUGCUGAACGACGGGAACGAAGUGGCAUUGACUCACGAGGAGUUCGCGAGAAGUCACACGAAACCAUCCUUCCCGAACAAUCCCCGAGAAUUCGAGGUCUCGCCCGAGGAAGGGGUUGUAGCUUCCAACGAUUCCAUGAGGAUCAAGGUGAUUUACACGGCCAAUAUCGCGCGCGUCGGUCACACGAUGAUCCAAGUCGACAUGUGGGACUCCGGCUCGCACCCCGUCCUGUUGCCGAUCACGUUCUGCGGCAAAGUGACCCCAUUGACGAUCGUUCCCCAGGACAUCACCGUCCGAUUCUGCUUCCUCAAUUAUCCGUAUUCGAGGUCCAUCGACAUUACCAACAAUUCGGACAUUGACGGAUACUUUUACUUCAUACAGCAACAAGUCACGGAGGACGUAACUAUGAUAUGCUCGUUCUCCAAGUAUCAAGGAUACGUGAAAUCUCAUAAAUCGAGUCCAAUCGAUGUCACCAUUAUGAUGAAGGAUUUGGGCAUUUACACAUUAACGUUAAAGUAAA